Haplochromis burtoni (Burton's mouthbrooder) is the source of this 2098-nucleotide messenger RNA. RefSeq names its product solute carrier family 1 member 1 (gene slc1a1). Gene Ontology annotation, biological process: L-glutamate transmembrane transport. Gene Ontology annotation, molecular function: L-glutamate transmembrane transporter activity; L-cysteine transmembrane transporter activity; glutamate:sodium symporter activity. The record is from RefSeq and is a predicted model, not a curated record. NCBI's taxonomy places the organism in Eukaryota, Metazoa, Chordata, Actinopteri, Cichliformes, Cichlidae. Gene Ontology annotation, cellular component: plasma membrane.
CUCGUGGGCUCUGAGUUAUGACCCCGUCACUAGUUAACAAACGUAAACUAACCACUCAAUCACGUGACGCCAGGUUCCGCACCGACGGAAGGUGGCGCUGAACAUGCAGCGUCACAUCUGUGUCCGUGUUUGUGAUCAGCCGUGUAUUUGUAAUUGACAUGUUUAAGCUGGGGGCGUGUGUGCCGUGUAACUAAUAAUUACCCGCCACAUCCACAGGAAGGACUUUCUUCUACAGCCUCCUGCAGAGUGUUUUUAAACAUCUCUCUGCAGCUGUGCAGUAAAAUCCCUGCUCUGCGUGCACCGUGUCCACAUGGGGCUUUAAUCUAGCCGGCACUCGCGUGAAAAGAAGAACAAAUGGGGGAAGGGUGAUGGAGGGAGAGCGCGUACCCCCUCUCCGCCUGUAUCACACCACCCUCUCUCACAGCAUCAGCAGCGUCUGACGGCUGCAUCCUUCAGCUGCGCGUCCGUCCUGCUAUUCCUCCAGCUGACAUUUCGAUAACAGGAGUGGUUUGUGUCUGCAGCCGAGCAUCGGUGUUUCUUCCAGAACAAUCAAACACAAGCAGCAGCAUGGACAUGAUGGGCAACAAGCAGCGGCGGGUGCUGAACAUCAAAGCCGCGCUGAAGAGGAACUGGCUCCUGAUGUCUACGAUUGUAUCGGUGGUGCUCGGGAUCAGUCUGGGUGUUGUGGUCAGAGAGUACGCAUCCCUGUCGCAUCUCUACAAGCAGUACUUUGGCUUCCCAGGAGAGAUCCUGAUGCGAAUGCUGAAGCUGGUCAUUCUUCCUCUGAUCAUUUCAAGCAUGAUAACAGGUGUUGCAGCCUUAGACUCCGAGGUGUCAGGAAAGAUCGGUCUGCGAGCUGUCGUUUAUUACUUCUCAACAACUAUCAUUGCGGUUGUUCUUGGAAUUAUUCUAGUGAUGACCAUCAAACCGGGCGUGUCUCAGACAGCUGAGCACAUCGACAGAGCUGGGACUCCUCCUAAUGUCACCACAGUCGACACACUGUUGGACCUGCUCAGAAACAUGUUUCCUGAAAAUCUGGUGCAGGCUUGUUUUCAGCAGUACAAAACAAAACGCAAAGAACUGGAGCCUGAAAAGCUUCCAGUGAACAGCAGCACAGUGCCCCCUCUCACGACCACGAUCAUGACUGUGAUGGAGAACAUCACAAAGGACUACAAGAUCGUCGGCACGUACUCCGAUGGGAUCAAUGUGUUGGGGCUCAUCUCGGCAACCCUGCCUGUCACCUUUCGAUGUGCUGAGGAAAACAACUGCAUCGACAAGAGGAUCACCCGCUUUGUGCUCCCGGUUGGCGCCACCAUUAACAUGGACGGCACAGCGCUGUACGAGGCGGUGGCUGCUAUCUUCAUCGCCCAGCUGAAUGAUUACGCUCUGGAUGUAGGCCAGAUUGUUACCAUCAGUAUAACAGCCACAGUUGCCAGCAUUGGAGCAGCAGGAGUGCCUAACGCUGGCCUUGUCACCAUGGUGAUAGUUUUAACAGCUGUUGGCUUACCUGCCAGUGAUGUCACUCUGAUCGUUGCAGUCGAUUGGCUACUGGAUCGGUUCCGCACUAUGAUCAACGUCCUUGGCGAUGCGUACGGAGCUGGCAUUGUCCAGAAACUCUCCAAGAGGGAACUAGAACGGAUGGACCUGACAUCAGACAUGGAUGUCGCCAACCCUUUUGCCCUGGAAGCCGCUUUGGAUGACGAGGAGUGUGAGAAGAAGUCCUACGUGAACGGAGGCUUCACGGUUGACAAGACGGAUGCGAUCUCCUUCACGGAGACGUCCCAGUUUUAGCCUCCGGCUGGUUCAGUCGUGAGAAGAACGUGCACGGAGAGAAGCUAUCCAUCCGGACCCAUCCCAGGACCGACGUUAGCAAUAGCAGCCUUCAUUAAGCUAACCGAAGAGCACCCUUCAAGCUGGGCAUUUACAACUAUGGCUAGAUUAAAGUGCUUCCUUCAUUAUCUCAGAUCACGCCAUGAUUCAAAAAGUCUUUUUUCUCAAUAGGAGUUUUUCUUUUCUCGCACAGAUGAACUCAAACGAAGAGCUUUUUGCAAGUGUGUGUGUGUGUGAGUGUGUGUGUGUGUGCGCGUGUGUGUGUGUG